Schistocerca cancellata (South American locust) is the source of this 4200-nucleotide messenger RNA. RefSeq names its product trichohyalin-like. Bases 1 to 4200 code for a protein of 1399 amino acids. Gene Ontology annotation, cellular component: extracellular region. Lineage: Eukaryota; Metazoa; Arthropoda; Insecta; Orthoptera; Acrididae. The transcript is spliced from 3 exons. Gene Ontology annotation, biological process: lipoprotein metabolic process; lipid transport. The record is from RefSeq and is a predicted model, not a curated record. Gene Ontology annotation, molecular function: lipid binding.
AUGAAACAGAGGAGCCGCCAACCCCUGUGCGGUGCGUUACGCCACCGGCCAGCGACAGCACGCAGCGGCGCACAGUGGGAGGUGCCCUGCGGCCCGCGCCGUGUGCGCGGACGCAUCCUUCCGGCCGGCGUCGGCUCGCGGAAGGACGCUGCGGCGCACCCUGGCUGUGACGUCACGAGCGGCCAGCGACCCCAGCGACGGCGCAGAGGUCUAGGUCGCGCCGCGCCGCGGCUGCGGAAAAAGAGAAAUAGAAAUAGAAAAAGAGAAAUAGAAAUAGAAAAAGUAAAAAGAGAAAUAGAAAUAGAAAAAGUAAAAAGAGAAAUAGAAAUAGAAAAAGUAAAAAGAGAAAUAGAAAUAGAAAAAGUAAAAAGAGAAAUAGAAAUAGAAAAAGUAAAAAGAGAAAUAGAAAUAGAAAUAGAAAAAGUAAAAAGAGAAAUAGAAAUAGAAAUAGAAAAAGUAAAAAGAGAAAUAGAAAUAGAAAUAGAAAAAGUAAAAAGAGAAAUAGAAAUAGAAAUAGAAAAAGUAAAAAGAGAAAUAGAAAUAGAAAUAGAAAAAGUAAAAAGAGAAAUAGAAAUAGAAAUAGAAAAAGUAAAAAGAGAAAUAGAAAUAGAAAUAGAAAAAGUAAAAAGAGAAAUAGAAAUAGAAAUAGAAAAAGUAAAAAGAGAAAUAGAAAUAGAAAUAGAAAAAGUAAAAAGAGAAAUAGAAAUAGAAAUAGAAAAAGUAAAAAGAGAAAUAGAAAUAGAAAUAGAAAAAGUAAAAAGAGAAAUAGAAAUAGAAAUAGAAAAAGUAAAAAGAGAAAUAGAAAUAGAAAUAGAAAAAGUAAAAAGAGAAAUAGAAAUAGAAAUAGAAAAAGUAAAAAGAGAAAUAGAAAUAGAAAUAGAAAAAGUAAAAAGAGAAAUAGAAAUAGAAAUAGAAAAAGUAAAAAGAGAAAUAGAAAUAGAAAUAGAAAAAGUAAAAAGAGAAAUAGAAAUAGAAAUAGAAAAAGUAAAAAGAGAAAUAGAAAUAGAAAUAGAAAAAGUAAAAAGAGAAAUAGAAAUAGAAAUAGAAAAAGUAAAAAGAGAAAUAGAAAUAGAAAUAGAAAAAGUAAAAAGAGAAAUAGAAAUAGAAAUAGAAAAAGUAAAAAGAGAAAUAGAAAUAGAAAUAGAAAAAGUAAAAAGAGAAAUAGAAAUAGAAAUAGAAAAAGUAAAAAGAGAAAUAGAAAUAGAAAUAGAAAAAGUAAAAAGAGAAAUAGAAAUAGAAAUAGAAAAAGUAAAAAGAGAAAUAGAAAUAGAAAUAGAAAAAGUAAAAAGAGAAAUAGAAAUAGAAAUAGAAAAAGUAAAAAGAGAAAUAGAAAUAGAAAUAGAAAAAGUAAAAAGAGAAAUAGAAAUAGAAAUAGAAAAAGUAAAAAGAGAAAUAGAAAUAGAAAUAGAAAAAGUAAAAAGAGAAAUAGAAAUAGAAAUAGAAAAAGUAAAAAGAGAAAUAGAAAUAGAAAUAGAAAAAGUAAAAAGAGAAAUAGAAAUAGAAAUAGAAAAAGUAAAAAGAGAAAUAGAAAUAGAAAUAGAAAAAGUAAAAAGAGAAAUAGAAAUAGAAAUAGAAAAAGUAAAAAGAGAAAUAGAAAUAGAAAUAGAAAAAGUAAAAAGAGAAAUAGAAAUAGAAAUAGAAAAAGUAAAAAGAGAAAUAGAAAUAGAAAUAGAAAAAGUAAAAAGAGAAAUAGAAAUAGAAAUAGAAAAAGUAAAAAGAGAAAUAGAAAUAGAAAUAGAAAAAGUAAAAAGAGAAAUAGAAAUAGAAAUAGAAAAAGUAAAAAGAGAAAUAGAAAUAGAAAUAGAAAAAGUAAAAAGAGAAAUAGAAAUAGAAAUAGAAAAAGUAAAAAGAGAAAUAGAAAUAGAAAUAGAAAAAGUAAAAAGAGAAAUAGAAAUAGAAAUAGAAAAAGUAAAAAGAGAAAUAGAAAUAGAAAUAGAAAAAGUAAAAAGAGAAAUAGAAAUAGAAAUAGAAAAAGUAAAAAGAGAAAUAGAAAUAGAAAUAGAAAAAGUAAAAAGAGAAAUAGAAAUAGAAAUAGAAAAAGUAAAAAGAGAAAUAGAAAUAGAAAUAGAAAAAGUAAAAAGAGAAAUAGAAAUAGAAAUAGAAAAAGUAAAAAGAGAAAUAGAAAUAGAAAUAGAAAAAGUAAAAAGAGAAAUAGAAAUAGAAAUAGAAAAAGUAAAAAGAGAAAUAGAAAUAGAAAUAGAAAAAGUAAAAAGAGAAAUAGAAAUAGAAAUAGAAAAAGUAAAAAGAGAAAUAGAAAUAGAAAUAGAAAAAGUAAAAAGAGAAAUAGAAAUAGAAAUAGAAAAAGUAAAAAGAGAAAUAGAAAUAGAAAUAGAAAAAGUAAAAAGAGAAAUAGAAAUAGAAAUAGAAAAAGUAAAAAGAGAAAUAGAAAUAGAAAUAGAAAAAGUAAAAAGAGAAAUAGAAAUAGAAAUAGAAAAAGUAAAAAGAGAAAUAGAAAUAGAAAUAGAAAAAGUAAAAAGAGAAAUAGAAAUAGAAAUAGAAAAAGUAAAAAGAGAAAUAGAAAUAGAAAUAGAAAAAGUAAAAAGAGAAAUAGAAAUAGAAAUAGAAAAAGUAAAAAGAGAAAUAGAAAUAGAAAUAGAAAAAGUAAAAAGAGAAAUAGAAAUAGAAAUAGAAAAAGUAAAAAGAGAAAUAGAAAUAGAAAUAGAAAAAGUAAAAAGAGAAAUAGAAAUAGAAAUAGAAAAAGUAAAAAGAGAAAUAGAAAUAGAAAUAGAAAAAGUAAAAAGAGAAAUAGAAAUAGAAAUAGAAAAAGUAAAAAGAGAAAUAGAAAUAGAAAUAGAAAAAGUAAAAAGAGAAAUAGAAAUAGAAAUAGAAAAAGUAAAAAGAGAAAUAGAAAUAGAAAUAGAAAAAGUAAAAAGAGAAAUAGAAAUAGAAAUAGAAAAAGUAAAAAGAGAAAUAGAAAUAGAAAUAGAAAAAGUAAAAAGAGAAAUAGAAAUAGAAAUAGAAAAAGUAAAAAGAGAAAUAGAAAUAGAAAUAGAAAAAGUAAAAAGAGAAAUAGAAAUAGAAAUAGAAAAAGUAAAAAGAGAAAUAGAAAUAGAAAUAGAAAAAGUAAAAAGAGAAAUAGAAAUAGAAAUAGAAAAAGUAAAAAGAGAAAUAGAAAUAGAAAUAGAAAAAGUAAAAAGAGAAAUAGAAAUAGAAAUAGAAAAAGUAAAAAGAGAAAUAGAAAUAGAAAUAGAAAAAGUAAAAAGAGAAAUAGAAAUAGAAAUAGAAAAAGUAAAAAGAGAAAUAGAAAUAGAAAUAGAAAAAGUAAAAAGAGAAAUAGAAAUAGAAAUAGAAAAAGUAAAAAGAGAAAUAGAAAUAGAAAUAGAAAAAGUAAAAAGAGAAAUAGAAAUAGAAAUAGAAAAAGUAAAAAGAGAAAUAGAAAUAGAAAUAGAAAAAGUAAAAAGAGAAAUAGAAAUAGAAAUAGAAAAAGUAAAAAGAGAAAUAGAAAUAGAAAUAGAAAAAGUAAAAAGAGAAAUAGAAAUAGAAAUAGAAAAAGUAAAAAGAGAAAUAGAAAUAGAAAUAGAAAAAGUAAAAAGAGAAAUAGAAAUAGAAAUAGAAAAAGUAAAAAGAGAAAUAGAAAUAGAAAUAGAAAAAGUAAAAAGAGAAAUAGAAAUAGAAAUAGAAAAAGUAAAAAGAGAAAUAGAAAUAGAAAAAGUAAAAAGAGAAAUAGAAAUAGAAAAAGUAAAAAGAGAAAUAGAAAUAGAAAAAGUAAAAAGAGAAAUAGAAAUAGAAAAAGUAAAAAGAGAAAUAGAAAUAGAAAAAGUAAAAAGAGAAAUAGAAAUAGAAAAAGUAAAAAGAGAAAUAGAAAUAGAAAAAGUAAAAAGAGAAAUAGAAAUAGAAAAAGUAAAAAGAGAAAUAGAAAUAGAAAAAGUAAAAAGAGAAAUAGAAAUAGAAAAAGUAAAAAGAGAAAUAGAAAUAGAAAAAGUAAAAAGAGAAAUAGAAAUAGAAAAAGUAAAAAGAGAAAUAGAAAUAGAAAAAGUAAAAAGAGAAAUAGAAAUAGAAAAAGUAAAAAGAGAAAUAGAAAUAGAAAAAGUAAAAAGAGAAAUAGAAAUAGUAAUAGUAAAAAGAGAAAUAGAAAUACUCGCUCAUAUCCAGCAAGGUGAGAACAGUAGCAGCAUGGAGGGGGCGUGCGCUGCCGCGGGCAGGGCAGUAUGUGGAGCGUGCGGUGCGCGGCUGCGCGCUGGGUGGGCACAGCAGCUGUGA